AUGGCUGGAGUAUUAGGUGGGGAAUGUUCAUACAAUGAGAGUGGCGUUUCCUCAUUCUCCAGGAACUCCACUGAAAAUCAGAAUCAGGAAGAGGGUUCCCGCUGGUAUUUUGGAAGGAAAGAAAUAGAGGAAAACUCGCCGUCCAGGUUGGAUGGUAUUGACUUGAAGAAGGAAACGUAUCUACGCAAGUCUUAUUGUACUUUUUUGCAGGAUUUGGGAAUGAGAUUAAAAGUUCCACAGAUUACAAUAGCUACAUCAAUAAUCUUCUGCCAUCGGUUCUUCAUUCGCCAGUCACAUGCUAAGAAUGACAGAAGGACUAUUGCUACAGUGUGCAUGUUCCUUGCUGGAAAAGUUGAAGAAACUCCAAGGCCGUUAAAAGAUGUUAUUGUUGUCUCCUAUGAGAUAAUACACAAGAAGGAUCCUGCUACUGCACAGAGAAUCAAGCAAAAGGAAGUAUAUGAGCAACAAAAAGAGCUUAUACUUAUCGGAGAAAAGAUUGUACUUUCCACAUUAGGAUUUGACUUCAAUGUUUAUCAUCCUUAUAAACCUCUUGUUGAAGCAAUUAAGAAAUUUAAGGUCGCACAGAAUGCUCUGGCCCAAGUUGCAUGGAAUUUUGUUAAUGAUGGUCUGCGGACGUCACUCUGCCUGCAAUUUAAGCCUCACCACAUUGCGGCGGGUGCAAUUUUUCUUGCUGCCAAGUUCCUUAAAGUGAAACUACCAUCGGAUGGAGAGAAGGUUUGGUGGCAAGAAUUUGAUGUCACACCUCGACAACUGGAAGAUGUUAGCAACCAAAUGCUUGAGCUCUAUGAGCAAAACCGUGUUCCUGCAUCUCAAGUAAGCGAGGUAGAGAGUAGUGUAGGUGGAGGAUCAGGUCUUCACGCUGGUUCGAAACCAAUAUCAGCACGCCCAACUCAUGAACAUUCAAAUUCUGAUAAUCAUGGAGGCUCUUCAAAAGCUACAGAAAACCAGGGGAAUGAUAACGGAAGUGGUGAGGCAGGUAGUGUCAUCACGGAGCAUACAGAAAAUCAUCCAGCCAAUAAGUCUAGAUCGGGAGUUGAGGAACCUGGGAAGGAAAAAACAGAGAGAGUAGAUGCAUUUCUUCCAGAUGAUAGUGCUGCUCAUGAUAAAUCUAGAAAUGUUAAUACAAGUGAUGUUCCGGUCAGUCAAUCGCCAAAAGACAUAAAAUUGCUAAGAGAUAAGGUGAAGGCCAAACUAGAGGCUAAGAAGCUCCAAGGUGAAAGGACGAGGAAAAAGGAUCUGAUAGAUGAGGAUGAUUUGAUUGAGAGAGAACUUGAAGAUGUGGAAUUAGGUGUUGAAAACGACAAAGAUAGCCAGAAGAAGAACUCCAAAACCAAUCAUGUGGGUACAGAACACGGCGAGCUUCUUGAUGGAAACAACUUUGUGGGCAAUGCCGAGGAAGGUGAAAUGGUUGAGGGUGUUUCUUCAACAGUGCCUAGUCGGAAGAGGAAAUUGGAAAGCCCUUGUGAGAAACAGUUGGGAGAAGGAAAGAGGCAACACAACGACAACAGUGAGAAUGUUGAAGGUCACAAGACAAGCCGAGGAGGAAGUAGCCAUAAUAGUCAUGGUGACCGAGAGCUAAAAAGACACUCCGAAGAGAGGUAA
Molecule: messenger RNA, 1623 nt
Organism: Eruca vesicaria subsp. sativa (arugula)
Lineage: Eukaryota; Viridiplantae; Streptophyta; Magnoliopsida; Brassicales; Brassicaceae
Source: the annotation of a GenBank genome assembly